Messenger RNA from Ostreobium quekettii, 1206 nucleotides. The record is from the annotation of a GenBank genome assembly. Lineage: Eukaryota; Viridiplantae; Chlorophyta; Ulvophyceae; Bryopsidales; Ostreobiaceae.
AUGGCGUUUGCAUCCACGGGGACCGCCGACCUGCUGCGCCCUACGUUCUUUGAGCUGGUGGCAGCGGAGGCCCUAAUGCCCAGCCUCAAGGCGGCCCUCGCCUAUUCCCUGUGGGUGAAUGCACAGCGCCAGGCUUGGAUGGGCCGCGCCUUGAAAUAUGAACAUGAGAUCUAUGCGGCUGUGGCUCUGUUCCUGGAGCACCAGAGCUUGUCCGGCGACUGUGGGUCCGUUUCGGAGGCCAUGUACGGUCUUUCGAGAACACCGGUUGGAGCAGCCCCAGGCACAAGGAUUACGAAGAGGCAGCGAUGGAUUUCUAUUCUCUUCUUGGUGGCAGUGCCCUACAUGAAGGCCAAAUUGGACUCUCUGUUUGUGCAACACGGGAGGGUCAGAACCCUGCAGCAAACCAUGGAGGGUACAGAUGAGACUGGCGAGAGCUCACGGAGCCCCACAAAUGACUUGAGGCAAAGGCUGUGCUUAUGGCUGAUGCGUGGUUUCUCAUCGAUAUACCCAUGGAUCCAUGCUGGGUAUGAGGGCUCCCUAUUGGCCUACCAAGUUCUGUACCUUGUCGAGAAGACCCAGUGUUUUACACCGUGGUUGCACAUCUUGGGAUUGCGCAUUGUCCGGGCUCCAGCUGAGGACCAGAUGCGUAAGAAGAACAGACUCCGGAUGCAGCGGUGGCGACGAAUUCAGGACAUACGGGGCAGCGCAUCAUGGUCUUGGCUCCGUGUGCUCAAAGAGACCCUCUUACAGUCAGGAUGGGCGAUUUCUGACAAUGUUAGGACUUCCCUGAUCAUGGCAGUCUUUGCUUUUAAGGCAAGUACAACACUGUGUGUGUGUGUGCCACAAGGGUGCCACAAGGUGCUACUGUUGCGAACGCAUUUCAGUGCUUCCAAUUCUCAGAAUGCCAUUCACUUGGCCAACCGAGUUACUGUAGAACAUUUCACAUCCUGCCUGCCACAAAACUCCUGUGAACUAGCAAAAUAUUUUGAGCAUGACCUCCCGUGGCCAUUGAAGCAUGUAGGCCUCGAUCGCAGGCGCUGGAGUGGUGGUACACAACAGCUGAGGAACGUUUGGCAGCCAGCCAGGCAUUGCCUGUCCCUCCCCCACCACCUGGACCGAUGCCCCACCCAAAUGGCCUGUCACUCCCACGCAGCCCAGAGCUGUGCCCCAUAUGCAGGAAUGUGCGUUCCAAUCCAGCCCACCUGA